Messenger RNA from Leguminivora glycinivorella, 4168 nucleotides. RefSeq names its product protein numb (gene numb). Lineage: Eukaryota; Metazoa; Arthropoda; Insecta; Lepidoptera; Tortricidae. The transcript has 8 exons. The coding region runs from base 965 to 2353 and encodes 462 amino acids. The record is from RefSeq and is a predicted model, not a curated record.
GCGAUUCACAACGUACGCGACCCACUCAGUACGACAGUUGUCCGCUGCCUGCGCGGCGCGCGCGCCUCUUCCCGUUUCCGAUUCGAUAACAUUCCUUAACUUAAAAUAAAUCUAGUCAAAAUGAAGUUCAGUGUUUUCUGUGAUACUAACUGGAAGUGUUUGUGUGAUAAACGAAAAAGUGGAUUAGCUCUGUAACGACACGCUACGGUUCAAAGAACAAUGCUGUGGGAAAAAAUAACGUUCAGCUGGCAUCGGCAGUCGUUCCCAGCUACCUACCGAACGUCUCUCCCCCCGCGGGCCGGGUGCCGGGUUCAAUGCGCCUCUCUGCGUUUAUUCAUCGCUUGUGGGAAAAGUUGACCCCCGUUUAAAAAAUAUUGUUAACGAAUUCACACGAUUCCUGUUCUAUUGAUGCGUGUCUUAAGAUGAAUGGAUCAUCAGCACCAGUGUGCCUAUUAGAUCAUUAUGAGAUCAUUUCCUAGACACCUGCAAUUGAAAGAGAAUACAUAUUUCUAUCUUAAAGUGAUAAUUUCUGUUUACUUGCAAAGGUGUCUUUAAUAAUGAACUAAGCCCAAUAACUUUUUUUACUCGCAAGCCGUCAAGGUUGCACCAUUCCUCAGUUCGAGUUGUUUGUUUUGAGCUUUGCUGUGUUUGUCGAGUUUCGAGUUCGUCGAAAUUGUUAUCUUGUUGUGCCACGGAUUGUGUACCAGUACCUGUAUCAGAAUCAGAAGUGAUUUACCUCAUUAUUAGAUAACUUGUUUUUGGUGAACACGGAGAUGAAACGUGUCGGAUUUGUCGUUAAAAUUUAAAUUGAAUUAACUAGAUUCCGAAGGCCAUGGAUAUAGUGCGGCGCGUGAACAGUGCAAAGACUUCGCAUAGGUAGUGGCGCUAAGUGGAUUAGUGGAUAUGUGCUAGUGCAGUUUAGUGUCUAGUGUACCUAUUUGGAUUUCGCUGCAUUGUCUUCAAAAUGGGGAACCAAGGCUCGUCAGCUCACGAGCCUUUCGACCGAGCUCAAACGCAGAACGCCACCGAUUUGAAAAUGAAAUCGUCAGUGCGCAGUUCAUUGCGGCGGGCGCGCGCCGGCGGCGCCCUCUCGCCGCCCCGCGCCGGCAUGGAGCGCCUGCGCCGCUCGUUCCGGGAGUCGUUCCGGCGGCGCAAGGGCUCGCCGCCGGAGUCGGCGCGCCCGCACCAAUGGCACGCCGACGAGGCGGCCGUGCGCGCCGGCACUUGCACUUUCCCCGUCAAGUACCUGGGAUGCGUCGAGGUGUUCGAGUCAAGGGGGAUGCAGGUCUGCGAGGAGGCUCUUAAGGUCUUACGGAAUUCGCGGCGGAGGCCCGUGCGCGCGGUGCUGCAUGUGAGCGGCGAUGGGCUGCGCGUGGUGGAUGAAGAGACCAAGGGGCUGAUGGUGGACCAGACCAUUGAGAAGGUCUCUUUCUGUGCGCCCGACAGGAACCAUGAGAGGGGCUUCAGCUACAUCUGCCGCGACGGCACAACUCGUCGCUGGAUGUGCCACGGGUUCCUGGCGUCGCGCGACUCGGGCGAGCGGCUGUCGCACGCGGUGGGCUGCGCGUUCGCGGCGUGCCUCGAGCGCAAGCAGCGGCGAGAUAAAGAGUGCGCCGUGUCCAUGAGCAUUGACGCGGCUAGCCACGCGUUCGUGAGGCAGGGCUCUUUUAGGAAAUCUACGAUGACGUCCCGGCGCGCGUCGGAAGCGGACACGCCGCCGGUGCCGGCGCUGCCGAGCGUGCCGCUGUCGGCGCCGGCGGCGCAGGCGGCGCCGCGGCCCACGCCGCACAACCCGUUCGCCGUCGAGCGCCCGCACGCCGCGCCGCACCUGCUCGAGCGCCAGGGCUCGUUUAGGGGCUUCUCGCAUCUCAAUAACAGUUCCCCAUUCAAGCGGCAGAUGUCGCUUCGCAUCAGCGAGCUGCCGUCCAACCUGGAGCGCACGCGCGCCGGGCUGGGCUCGCCGCCGCGCGUCGUGCCCGCGCCCGCCGCCGUCGCCGCCAUCACGCCCGCCGCCGCCAUCAUGGCCAGCCCUGCGCCCGACACCAUGCUCGCGCAGACGGGUGGUUCAGAAGGCGCGGCGGAGCCGGACCCGGUGCUGGCGAUGUGCCAGCAGCUGUCGCUGGGGCUGCGCGCGCUGACGGAGGAGCCGGUGCCGGUGCCGGUGGCGGUGGCGGUGGCGCCGGUGCCGCUGCCGGCGCGUGGCUGGGCCGCGUGGCGCGCGCGCGUCCGCCGCCGCUGUCGGCCGCCACGCGCGCGCAGUCCUUCGCCGGACACGCCAACACCAACCCCUUCCUCACGCCCACGCCCGCCCCCAUGUAGGAUGCCCGAUCUGAACGAGCGCGAUCGCCCGUGAAGCUUUGUUUGCGUUGAGGUCCGUCGGAGACCUUCGUUUUGUAGCUAUCGGCGAAGACUUAUGUUUGACCGAUUUAACGCUGAAGAGACGACUGACGAGGUCCUCUGUCUAAAAUGAUUUAAUAUCGAGCGUGAGCUCGUAUGUCUUGCCUUAACAUUUUACAACCGUCGUAGAAUAGACGCGUGAUUUUUUUAAUGCUGUCCGCACAAUAGUACGCUAUGGUCUGAAAUAUUCAAGUGAAAAUGGCAAAACAAAUAUUUGUGUGUAUAAAUCGGUUGUGUACAGGAGUUUACUUAAUUUUGUUUUAAUAGGGCAUUUAAAUAAUUUCUAAAUAUAUAAAAUAGGAAAAUUUUUGACAGUGCGAGUCGUUGAUUAUGCAAUUAUACACAACAUGAUUAUAAUAAUGGUUACAGUAAUACACAUCAUGUUUGUAUGGUGUGAAAUUUUAUUAUAACUGAGGCGAAAAUUGCUAGUGUACACACAAAAAAGAAAUGUGUAGUAGAUAUUUCAUAUAUGUCUGGGACUUAGAAGAAUUGUUAACAUCGACGUGUGAAAUGCUCAAAUCAGAUUAUUUAUCGGGUAUUUAAAUCUGUUAGGACUAUUCUUAUUGAAUGUAUGAGAUAUUGAAUGUGAGUGCAAACGAAUACACUGCACGCUCCAGUUAAAAACGCUUUGUAAGAUGGGAAUGUUGUAUGUUGGUGCUGAUUGUCUUAUCAUAUCUGUGUCUUAAUGUCACCGAACCUAUUACAUAGUAAAUCUGCACGCCUAGUGUCAGCUUAAUAACGAAAAUGCGAUCGGUGUUUAUCUUAAAAUAUUGGAUAUUGUAUUAGUAGCAUAAAAUUAAAUAUCUGUUAAUUGUGACUCGCCUGGCGUAGCCAGAUCAGACUUCACUUGCAAGAGUGAUAUUUUUGUUUUAUAAAAAUAUACUCUAGGCGGUUUAGCGCAACUUGCGUUGUCGCGCGCGAGUCCAUACAUCAAGCGCGACUUCAACAAGCAUGGACUCUCGCGGGCGAGAGCGCAAGUUGUGCUGGACCCCCACCUAGGCGAUGGCCUGUGAUAGAAACUUCAGUCACACUGACAAAUCGGAGUCUUAAGUAAUCAUAUGUGGUGUUCCAUAUCUAAAAGGACCUUAUGCAAUCAGCAUAAGGACACUUUUCAUUUGGAAAUACACAUAUUGUCUCAGUAAACGAUGUUAUGAAUUAGUCACUUAUUAUUAACGGACGGUAAUGCCUGAAUGAGGCUCAAAGGAUUGGUCUAACUAACAUUUGGCUGAGUAAAUGAUCAGCUAUUCUAGAUAAUCUAAUUACGCUCUGACUCUUUGAGCUAUCAUUAUCAGGUGACAGAGUAAACCGGAAGGGAAUUGUAAUUUAGGUAAAUGUUGUACUUAAUUCUGUCUAUAUAGCAUACCGCACUAUGCUUUUGCGCCGCACACUCUUUGAUAAUUAUAUGUAGUAUACGUAAGGUAGAACUAGUUCACGUAUAUUCGUCCAUGGACAGUAUUAACGAGUCGAGAGCCUUGUUCCCGCAAUGCGAAACAAAAAUAACGAACAAUGCAGUAUUUAACUUAAUCGGUAAAUACUUAUUACUGUAUAGGGUUUUGGAUAUAUUUUUCCACUUAUUUUGUAUAUAAUUGUAAAUUAGUAGACUUUACGUUUGUGAAUCUAUUUUUAAAUGAAUCAAUAUAUGCGGUUUGUGCAGCCUGUAAGGGUUGUCAUUACUGCGUAAAGUCGUGCUUCAUUGACUACUUCGAAAUACUUAAAAGAUUUUGUGUACUUACGUGUUAUGUCUUGAGUUAUUUUUAAUGUUAUUCUGUUA